This is a messenger RNA of Aspergillus ibericus CBS 121593, 705 nucleotides long. RefSeq lists its product as uncharacterized. Lineage: Eukaryota; Fungi; Ascomycota; Eurotiomycetes; Eurotiales; Aspergillaceae. The record is from RefSeq and is a predicted model, not a curated record. The transcript has a single exon. The annotation marks the transcript as partial.
GUCGUGGCUUUCGUUUCCAUUUCCGCCUUCAGUUCUAUGGGCCUAGUCUAUCUUAUUUUUGACUUCUUCAAACGUCGCCGCGGCCUAUACUUCUGGAGUCUGCUGAUCGCGAGUGUGGGAACUAUUAUCGCCUGCGCUUUUUGCUUACUGUUUAUAUUCGGGAAUGCUGACACCCUCCUCCCCUCAUCCAUUGGCGUCGUGCUCUCCUACACCACCAUCAGUGUGAGCAACUCCCUUGUCCUUUACUCCCGUGUCCACCUCGUCACCGGUGGCCGGAAGCCCCGAUGGAUCCUCUACAUGAUCAUCGGCAGUGUUCUGCUGCUCCAAUUCCCUCAUGUGAUCACUGUGCCCGCCGCGGCCGCCGUUCAUGGCCGCGGUAAUUGGACACAGGCGGUGAUGAUUCUCGAGAAAAUCUCUGUGGUGGGCUACUGCUUGCGUGAGAUGAUCAUCCUCGGAUUCUACGCCUGGGCAACCAUCCGUAACCUCCGGCCCCUGAUCUUUCUCCGGGGCCGCCAGGGCCGGAAGCUGAUCAUCGCCCUGAUCUUCGCGGGCGGUGUCUCCUUCGCUCUGGAUACGGCCAACAUGGUCGUUGAUUUCACCGUCGCCAGCGCGGUCGUGGCGGCCUUUGUCCCCUUCAUCAUCAGUACCAAGUUACUGGUCGAGUUUGCUGCCCUGAACAAGCUUAUUCGCCUCGUUCACAGUGAC